Messenger RNA from Chelmon rostratus (copperband butterflyfish), 6052 nucleotides. RefSeq names its product transmembrane protein 201 (gene tmem201). NCBI's taxonomy places the organism in Eukaryota, Metazoa, Chordata, Actinopteri, Chaetodontiformes, Chaetodontidae. The coding region runs from base 103 to 1293 and encodes 396 amino acids. Gene Ontology annotation, molecular function: actin filament binding; lamin binding. Gene Ontology annotation, biological process: nuclear migration along microtubule. Gene Ontology annotation, cellular component: nuclear inner membrane. The record is from RefSeq and is a predicted model, not a curated record. The transcript has 6 exons.
GGGUACACUUGCCGCGUGCGCUCUCGCGCCGUGUUUUGCGGGACAACCAGAAGCUAAAUUUCUCAUGCUUUGUUAGCUUCCUAACUGCAAAUUCCGGUGGAAAUGGAGGCGUUUAACCAGCUUCUGUUGGACUAUCCUGAAUUAAUGUACAGUGGAGUCGGAGCUACGGCGUUUGUUGCUGGUGGAGCGCUGAUAUACAAAAUUGCCACCAGAAAGAAGCCAACCCAUGCAAAUGUGAACUGCUGGUUCUGUAAUCAGAACACAGUGGUGCCCUAUGGGAACAGGAACUGCUGGGACUGUCCCAACUGUGACCAGUACAAUGGUUUCCAGGAGAAUGGGGAUUACAACAAACCCAUCCCAGCUCAGUACAUGGAGCAUCUGAACCAUGGAGUAUCCGGUGGCCUUCCCUCAUCUGAGCCACCCAAGACAUUGCAGUGGGUCAACUGUCAGAUGCUGCUAUGCAGGAAGUGCAAUAACAACCAGUCUGUAAAGAUCAAGCAGCUGGCCUCAUUUAUCCCAAGGGAUGAUGAGAACUACGAUGAGGAAAUUGAAGCCUACAAGCACCACUUGGAGCAGACCUAUAAGUUAUGCAGGCCGUGUCAGACGGCAGUGGAGUACUACAUCAAAUAUCAAAACCGUCAACUUCGAACUGUGCUCCUGAACCACCAGCUUCGACGCAGCCGAGAGUCAGAUAAGGGCUUUGUAAAGAGCUCAUAUUCUGUGUCUUCUCCCAUGGGGGUCAUCCUGUUACGAGCCCUUGCCUUCCUGAUAUGCGCUUUCCUAGUUGCUACAUCUUUCUACAAAUUGCCCGACCAGCUCACCUCACCCAGUGACCCACAGACUUUAAGUGGUGGGGUCAUUCCUCCAAAGCCUAAAAUCUCCAAUGAGUCCACCGCCAACACCGAAAGCAGCAGAGGGGUGCUUGCUUACCAGGGUCUGCUGGAGCUGCUCCCAGACAAGGCCAUAGAAAAUGCCAAGCUGGUGUGGCAGCAUGGAAGGGACAACCAGCUGCUCAUAGUUGCUGUUGGUCUGUUGACUUGUCUCACUGCUAUCUUCUUAGCAGGACCAGUGAGGUUGAGGAGAAUUGAUGCCGUGGCCUCUGUCCUGUGGUUCCUUGUCUUGUGCCUCCACCUUGCUGAGAGCUACAUGACUGAUGCCUUGGGCUGGAUGGACACAGCCAAGCUCAGUACUAUCUCCCUCUGUUGCCUCGUCAGUUUUGCUGCCGCUGUGGCAACUCACAAACCCCUGGGUCCAAGAAGAGCAAGAUAUCGAAGGUCAGAAUCUGAGCAGUAAUGUUAAAAUUGUGUUUGUAACAUUUUUGGGACUUUUGGGAGUCCUCUUUCUCUGAAAGGUUUGUGUUCAUUAGAACCAGAGUGAAACAAACUAAUCCAUUAGUGUUAUCAAUUUCCCCUUGUUUUCUUUAUUGUUCCUUAACAGAACCGUGCUGUUUUUAAUUCACUGUCCAUUUUUACUCAUCGCUCACCUCUUUUACUGCUGUGUGUGAAUGACUGUGAGGUUAUAUGACAUGCGAAUGGCAAACUUAAACCAUAGGACUGAGUGUGUGGGCCAUGAUACAAACAGAAGACUAUUGCUACUUGCUUAAUCACAUCAAAACCUCACUUUCAAGCACACAUGCACAUGUUCUACAGUUGCCUGACAUUUUUAAAAUUUUGGAGGUUAAAAAUCCUUUUGCAGUUAAGGGUAGUGUUGCACAAAAAUGAGAUGGUAUGGUAACAUAAUUGUCAUUGACUCAAUGAUAGGUAUUCAAUUUUUGGACUGCUUAAAUGAAAGAAACUGUCAUGGGAAUCUUUUAGGUAUCAUGUGAUCAAAAAGGAGUUGGAGUUUGACAUUCAAGUGCCCAACUAAUACUAAACUCUGUAUUCUACACUGUAUUAAUCUGUUUAACAGCAUUUUGAAUGUGCUCAUGUAUUUAUUAACACUAUGGUGUACCUUGGGUUGAAAAUUGUUUACUAACUAACAACUGCAUGAAAUACUAAUCUGCGAGGAAACUGCAGGUGAUGCUCAAGACGUGGUUUUUGAAUAGCCGCAUCCCUCCUUCCUGUGCUCCUUUACAUUAUCCACAAUUUCUGAACAAAGAGUGACCCUGGAUAUUUGCAAAAAAGUGUUCAUCAGUUCACUGUGGCCACUAUUUAUUUAUAGCUGAUGUCUGUAAGGAAUCUCCUUGGGAUAUAACAUCAGUGCUGAAGCAGCUGAUCAGUUCCCGAGGCAGAGCUGGAAGUUUUCCUUGUGUGUAGUUUGUUUGUAGUGAAGUGGCUGCCUUUGUAGUUUCAUACAGACAGCCCACUGCAUACAAAUUGUGUGAAUUUUUAAACAAUAUGAAUGUUAAAACAUGAUAGUGUGAGGGCUACUCCGUAUGCUUAUAGCCAUUUGAAAAUCUAAACACUUAACUGCCUUUGAGAAGCAGUCUUUAGCUCAUCAGUUUUUUUCCUUAACAGGUUUUAUUGGUAGCCAAAGGUUUAGCUAUUAGUAGCUCUUCUCUCGUCCCCAUUGUCGUGAUCUUGUGCCUCUAUGACUUCCAUUUGGAUUAUGCUUCCUGAACUUCACUGCAAGCCAGUAAUAUUUCGUUAUAUACUGCACUUAUAUGUUUGUUAUUCUCUGCUGUGCUGAAAUCUGAUGCUUAAAAAUGGUGCCUCUAGCACCCAUGGUAUUAAAAUGGAAACUGUAUCGGGAUACUUUGUCUGGAUAUCAAUUAUCCAAUCUUGCCUUUUACACCUGGUAUUUAUUAUGCAUUCUUGUUAUCGUCAUUACAAUCAGAUCUCAGUCCUCCAGAGCUAAGCCUGUGCAUGAGUAAGUUGAAAUCAUGGCAAAUCAGCCCCAGACUCCCUUAAAAAAUCGUGGCGUUUUGUGAGUUGUUAGGGGAAACUUUAUUAACUUUGUGAAAACGUUGUCUACUCUUGAAUGAUUUGCCCUGUUUUACAUUCGGCAAAUUAAUACAUUAAGGUUUCCCUUUAUAGAAAAAAGAUGUGUUAGUCUGGUGUGUUAGAGUACUGGCAUGUAGGCUACUCUUUGACUAGAUAAAUGACAUGCUUUGUUAACAGCAGAUCAUCUACACAGAUAAGUGCAGUACACACUGUCACACAAGGAGUUAUUUAUUACUGUACAUCAUUCAUUUCCCACCUAAAUUGCUUUAAUUUUUCACCCAGUUCUGUUGAAUAACAUAUCAUUUGGCACUUCCAUUGCACAGAAUAGGCCAAUAAUCAGUAAUUAGAGGCAUGUUUAUUUUGGCCUUCUUGGUUGCUCAACCUCUAAAUUUGAACAACAGCCUGUAUUUUAUGUUGGCUAAAAACGAGUAUCUGCAAUGUAGCCUGUCGAGGCCAGCAUGUUAUAUGGCUUGAGUUUUCACUUACCUAAGAUCCGAACAAACUCAGUGCAAGCCAGACCAACUCCAGAUGUGGUCGGGCAGAUCUAAUCACAUUCCAAUCAUGAUGUAUUUAUGUCUGUGUUUGUGUUUUUCUUAUCUAGAUAACAUGUACGAACACAUCACAUUUUCAUACUGGAUGUAAAUGGGGUGUAAGUGAAAACAUCACAUGCUUGGCUUGUGUUGACUACCAAAUAGUAGUCUCUAAUAGCCUUCUAUCAGCGCUUGAACAUGCCUAUAUUAUGAAGUGCUCAACUGUGCAAGUGAGUAUGGUCACUGGCGGGUCGUGUAAGUGUAAUGUGAAACUGUAAGAGGUGCUCUGCUGAGUGUAAGAAUCAACGUUAUCAGACUCAGUUUAAUGUUGCCCUCGUGCAAGAUAAGCCACUACAAAAUCAGCCAUAUUAGAAAUAGUGGACUUGCACAGUUUUCACUUGCAGCUAUUUCCAGAGUUGUUUUUCUAACAUUUUAAUAAUUUAAAUGAAGUCUCAAGUGAGAUGUUGGACUGUCGUCUUUUUUCUGUAUUGUAUUUGAAAAAAAAAGUGUGUGCUUUAAAAUUAAAGCAAAUUAAUUACAUUUCUGCUUUACCAUUUGCAGCUAAAGAACUUUUAGAUUUAUUUAGCAGUUUCUAUUGCUUCCCUUAACCUCCUCCAGUAAUGCUUAACUUUCCUUUACCAACAGUCUGACAUGUUGAUAAAUGAAAAAUACUGGAUGAACUAGCUGCAUGUGCUAACAUUUCCCCUCUUGCUAAAUUUCUUUCUGUCAUCCUGUUUAUUUUUCUUUGUUGGGAUGUGUUGAAUGAAUGGAGAUAUUUAUACGACAGAAAUGUAAACAGGUAUUAAAAACUAAUGGCUGUAGAGUGUUUGUGUUUGGUGGGUAGAGUACUGUAACUGUGGGGUUUCAAUUGCAUGUUGUGCUGUAGAUGGAGUUACGUUCUCAAACCAGCACCUUUGGUGCAGUUUUCUCAAAGCUUUAAACUGUAAAUUUUUGCAACAAAAGUGAUGGCAAAUCUAAGACUUUAAAGAUGCUGUUUGUAGUUAUGAGUAAAAUGCUGACUGUAAAAUUUUUACUACUCAUACUGAGCAAUUCCAAGGUAAGGCCAAGACUGUCUCUGAAAAAAUCGAAUAAGAAACAUCAUUCAGUAAUUACCUGGAAUUACUUCCUUUUUUCCCUUUCAUAAACUGCAUCAUGUGACAAACUCCAUCGUAAAACUCUUGACAAAGAUAAUAUUUUACCAAAAAUCUAUGUGUGCGAUCAUAUUUCAAUAAUACAUUUCUUACUUUUGUUUCUGUAUGUAAGGUGCAUCUUAAAAUGUAUUAUCUUUGCCAAAGUAUUACAUGUUGUGCUUGAGUUUAUUUGCUAUAAACCUCCAGUGUGCAUGUUUGUUAUGCAAUGAUAUACGCAUAAUAUCUCACCUGAGUAUAUGCCUAUUUCUGUGAUUUUUAGAAAAUUCCUGUAUCUACCUGAUACGCUGUAUGACUAUUGACUAUUGUGUCAAGCAUGUAGCUCCAGAAGCACUACAGUCAAACUUGUACGUUAAUCAUAAGUUAAAGCUGCCAUACGAAACUACACCAUUAUACCAUUGCCACAACUUAUUUGUGGUGUUUUAAGUGAUAGCUGUAGUACAUUUUUAUUAAUGGAGUUGUGAAUGUAGAUGUAUUUAUGCACUGUGUUAAUAUAGAUGUUCAGUAUGUAGCUAACAAAUGUGAUUGUGUCCUUGAUGUUAUAGGGAUGUGGGUGUUGCAAAAGACUCAAAACUUAAAAAAUGAGAGAGCACAGUGCCAAUUUUUGGUAGUUUUUUACACAAUUUAAGCAAUAAUUUGCUAUUCCAAACUAGUAUAAAUAAGCUAAUGAAGUAUAUCACUCAAUUUUACCAGUUACUAUGUGGUUAUAUAUAUAUUGUGUAGCAGCCUCAGAAAUGGAGCUCCGUCCAUGUUGAAAUGUUUCUUGCAACAUACCCAAUAAAACAUACUGUGUUUUGGGUGCUGAAAUUGGGUGUCUUGCUUUUAAUGUGGGGCUCCAGUUUGAAGUCUUUGUAGCAAUGCUUGCUGUACAUGGAAUGUAAUAAACACCUCGUGAAAGGAUAUGGCUUGUCUGUUUGUUUUCAGCACAAACACCCCAAUCUCUUCUACUUGUAUGUUUUUGAAAUGGAAGCUUCAUUGCACAGCACUGGAAAGGAAAAUCUCAGCACAGUGUUCGCUAGGAGCGUUGUGAUUCUUUUUUUAUUUAUUUAUUUUUCUUCUCUAGAAAGACAAAGCCGGACUACCACUGAGUAGACACUGCUUUGACACAUAACAUGUAUGACUGUGCGCUGUGGAAAUGUGAGUGAGUUGAGCUUUUGUUUUGUUGGCACUUUCAGCUGCAGGGUGUUGCCCAGACAGCUGCAGCAGCAUUUCAGUGACAGCUGCUGUCAUUAGCUGUUCCCAUUAAAUGGAUAUCAGAGCUCUUUGGUACCAAAGUUGGUUCGCAGAUUUGAUUUCAGACACCUCUUGUGCUUGUUAAGUAAUUCAGAGUUUGGAGUUUAAUGUCGACAAUGUUGUACAUUGACUUUUUCUUAAAUUGAAAAUUCAGUGUCUGCAGCACUAUUUGUGAUGUUCUUUGUGCGGUCAUCUUCUGUGACAGUGCAAUUUCCUGCACAUGUUCUUUUUCUGUCAUAUAAGAAUCUUGUUACGUCUU